UCACCUUGGAGAGCCCGAAAAAAUUCAUUAAGGAGGCCCCGCGGACACUGCUUUUUGAUACAUUUUUUUUUAAUACGACGUUAAUUUUCGAUACACCUAAAAAAACCACACUCUUGCCUCUCCUUUAUUUUUCCUUUUCUCUCUCGCUCAUCUUUACUAUACAUAUAUCAUCAUGGGCGCCAACAUGUCAAAAGCUCUCUCCAAGCUGUUCGGCAGCAAGGAAAUGCGAAUUCUCAUGCUCGGUUUGGAUGCUGCCGGCAAAACCACCAUUCUUUAUAAGCUAAAGUUAAACCAAUCCGUGACAACGAUCCCUACCGUCGGCUUCAAUGUUGAAUCGGUCACUUAUAAGAACGUAAAGUUCAACGUUUGGGACGUUGGAGGUCAGGAUAAGAUUCGUAACCUAUGGAGACACUAUUAUACAGGCACACAGGGCUUGAUUUUCGUUGUGGAUUCGCAGGACCGUGAUCGUAUCGACGAAGCGCGUCAGGAACUGCACCGCAUUAUCUCGGAUCGUGAAAUGAAGGAUUGCUUACUGCUCGUCUUUGCCAAUAAGCAGGAUCUCCCAGGCGCUAUGUCACCUGCGGAAGUGACAGAAAAACUUGGCUUACACAAGAUGCGUGAUCGCGCGUGGUAUGUUCAUCCUUCAUGCGCUACUACAGGCGACGGUUUAUUCGAGGGUUUGAAUUGGUUGAGUCAGAACGUCAAGACAAAGUAAACAGCACAAACGAACCGACCGACCGACCAUUCAUCCAUCCGAUCCUAUCCUAUCCUAUCCUAUCCACAUAUAUGAUAUAUAAAAAAAGAAAUAUCCCUUAUCUACAUAAUAGUAACUUUGCCCUUAUAUUUCCACUCGCACACACACUCUAACUCUUACCCUUUUCUCCAGCUAUCUCUCUCCACAACGAAAACUUCUUUUCGCCCGUUAUUUUUCCCUUAACAGCCCCUCUUAGUUAUACUAUUUGCUCCAUCUUCUUGUGUCUGUUUUUGUCCUGUCAUUUACUUAUAUAUUAUCAACAACCUCCCUUACCAUGACCUUCUAAUAUGUGUUUGCUUUUCUUUCUCUCUCUCUCUCUCUCUCUCUCUUUCUUUGAUUUUAAUUGCUUCAUUCAAAUUUUGGAUAAUCCUGCUAACUCUGCCAACACAGAUGCUUCAUACGCUUCAUCUUGAUCUAAAUCUGCUCUU
This is a messenger RNA of Zychaea mexicana, 1182 nucleotides long. Its product is annotated as ADP-ribosylation factor family-domain-containing protein. Bases 173 to 715 code for a protein of 180 amino acids. The record is from RefSeq and is a predicted model, not a curated record. Gene Ontology annotation, biological process: intracellular protein transport; vesicle-mediated transport. Gene Ontology annotation, cellular component: cytoplasm. Gene Ontology annotation, molecular function: GTP binding; GTPase activity. The transcript is spliced from 3 exons. NCBI's taxonomy places the organism in Eukaryota, Fungi, Mucoromycota, Mucoromycetes, Mucorales, Lichtheimiaceae.